AUGGGUUUGGGGCUGAGAGACAACAGCUGGAUGACUGACACGGUCCACCCUGAGGCCACCUGUCACCCCCACACCUUCUACACCUACUGGAACCUCCAUGCAACCGCGUUUGCCCCGAGCCCUGUGCCUGCCAGGGCCCUGCGCGGCCAGCUGCCCCCGACGCUCGUGCCCGGGCUCGGCAGCCGCCUGUGCUCAAACCCUCGCCCGGUGCCGGCCGCUCUUCCGCACUGUCCCUCCCGCUCCGGGCUUGGUCCUUCCGUGGCGCGGGCGCUGCGGCUCCGAGGGAGGACCGGGGUCCGCCCGCGGCUUCUCCCACCCGCAGGGCCCGCCGCGGGGGACGCAGCGGCCGCCGUCCUCCAGGGCUCCUUCCGGCAGCGCCUGGCGAGGAGGGAGCUGGGGCGCCGCCGGCGGGGGCGCCGGGACUACCUGGAGCGGCGGGACGAGCUGCAGCGCCGCCGCCUGCGGGACGCCGCCUUCCACGGGGACCCGGGCGAGAUCCGGGCGGUCCUCACGGAGGUCGGGCGCCUUCGGCGGACGCCGCUGUACCGAGCAGCCUGAGGCCACCUGGAAGCCGCGGAGGUGCCUCUGGAGCUCGGCGCAGACCCCCGGGUGUCCGCGGACGCCGGGAGCACCCCCGAGCAGGUGGCCUCGCUGGACGCCGUGGUCAGCGUGCUACAGUCGUGGAACCUGAGCCUGACAGAGGCCAUGCUACGGAACACGGAGGCAGAGCGGCAGCGCCGGGUGCAGGAGGCCCAGAAGCACGAAGAGGCCGAGGCCCGGCGCAUGAACCUCAAGGUGCAACAGCUGGCCAAGGAACAGCAGCAGUGACACAAGGAGCUGCAGCAGGCCUACUGCGAGCUCAGCCGGAGGGUCGCGGAGCACGAGCUGCGCGAGCGCAGGCGCACGGGCAGGAGCGAGCUCACGCUGCAGGCCAUCAAGGACGCAGAGGCCCAAGUGAGCAGGAUGCGGCAGGAGGCCCAGAAGGCCGAGGAGUCGAUGGCUAUGGCCAGGCUGGAGCUGCGGGAGCAGACGCCGCAGGAGGAGUUGGCGACGCCUGGGCUGAAGUGCCAGGUCACCGAGCUGCACGACGUGCUCAUGAAGGACGUGGGCGACCGCACCCGCGCCGACGGCCGGUGGCCUCUGGUCAUCGACUCUUCGGGCCAGGCGGCCACCAUCCUGCGCUACCGGGACACCGACUACGUGGACACGGUGAACCCAGAGCACCCGAGGUCGGAGCGGAUCCGGCUGGCUCUGCGGAGGGCGCUCAGGUACGGGAAGCCGCUGGUGUUCGACCUGCGUGAGCGGCAGCUGGAGGCGGUGCAGCCGGGCCUGGCGCGGGCGCUGCUGAGCCGCGGGCUGCUGGAGCACGAGAGGUACCUGGCGCUGCGGCCCGGCGAAGGGCCCGAGUACGCCCCCGUCCAGUUCCAGGAGGCGCGCCUGGAGCACUUCCGCCUCCUCUUGGUCACCGAGGCUCAGUGGCCGCCGGCCGAGCAGCUGCAGGUUCUGUUGCCCAUGCGCGUGCAGCUGCCCGGUGUCGGCCUCUAG
This is a messenger RNA of Cynocephalus volans (Philippine flying lemur), 1545 nucleotides long. RefSeq names its product IQ motif and ankyrin repeat containing 1 (gene IQANK1). Lineage: Eukaryota; Metazoa; Chordata; Mammalia; Dermoptera; Cynocephalidae. The record is from RefSeq and is a predicted model, not a curated record. Gene Ontology annotation, molecular function: protein binding.